UCGGUUAGGCGGUCCACAGACCUGGGCUGGUUCGCUCUGGGUCCAUCUGGUCUGCGCGCCUCUCCGGUACUAUCCUACAGUUUGCUUUCUACCAUAGCCAUAGGUUUGCGUUUCAUCGUUUUCUCCAUAGCCGGACUAUUCGACGGUUUGCUUCCUACCAUAGCCAUAGCUUUGGGCUUCGUACGUGUGGUGGGCGGUUACCAACGUCUGCGCGCUUAAACGGGUUUGCACACGCACGUGCACUUGCACGUGCUCUUGUGAUGUAACACAGGCCCGUCCAAACACAUCGGCAUCGGCAAGCGGGUUCGUCAACGUGUGAGUGGAAGAAUCAGUGGGCAGUGUUCUUCAACGUGGCCUUGCCCCGCAGGUUGCUGAGGCGUGCUGAAGCUUUACUAUGAUUUAGGUUCAGCGAAGUAAUCUAUGUCUCCUCCGUCGGCAGGCAUCGAAUUCCGAGGUCUACCAUGGAGGAUUUAACGACGACGAUCGGAGCGCUCGUUGCCGGUCUCCUUGUGGCCCUGCUUUCUCUGUUGGGGCUGAGCUGGUCCAGACCGAGUGUGCGCGCUGGACAGCCAGAAGAAGAGAAUCCCGAGAAGGCGAACAGGGUUGUGGAUGUUGCUGCAAGGCCUACACGCACCGGAGAAAGGGGUGGUGGUCUCCGGCAACGAUGGAGAACCAACCGGGCAGGAGCAAGCUCGUCAGCUGCCAGCUCUUCUGGCACAGUGGAGGAGCGGGUACCACAGAGGGGUGCGGCUGCUGAUGAAGACAGUGAUGAUGAUGAAGAUGGUGCCGACUAUGCUCCUCGUGCACCGGCAAAGAAGGGGGCGAGACGCCAGCAAAGGGAGGCCAACAGACAGGCUGAAGCAGCUCAAAGAGAACUGAAGAAGGAGAAGGAGGACAGGAAUGCAGAGUUAAGAAGGCAGCGGGAUGAAGCCCGAGAGGCAGAAGAAAGGCGCAAGGAGGAGGAGCUUGCUGAACAGAGGAGGAUUGAAGAAGAGAAAGCGCAGGCAGAGUAUGCCCAGUGGAAAGGAGCAUUUGCUUUGGAAACAGAGGGAACAGUUGAAGAUGAUGUAGCAGAGCAGAGUCAAGGACUUCUUCAAGAGUUUGUCGACUACAUCAAGAAACACAAGCUGGUGGUUUUGGAGGAUCUUGCAGCUGAGUUUGAACUCAGAACUCAGGAUGUUGUGAACAGAGUUAUUGCUCUUGAGCAAAUGGGUCGGAUCACGGGUGUUAUGGAUGAACGGGGCAAGUUCGUGUACAUUUCCCCAGAAGAGAUGAAGGCGGUUGCAGAAUAUGUCAAGAGCGUCGGGCGUGUGAGCAUUGCCGAGUUGGCACGGAAGUCGAAUGAAUUCAUUGACCUUGUGCCAAAGACGGUCCCCGUCAGCAGCACUUGUGCAGAUGAACUGUUUGCGGAACCGCCUGCGAUGGAUGUCGAUGCAACUCCAACGCUUGUGGCAUGAUGCUCAUCCAGUGUGCUCCAGCCCGGAAGGUGUUUGUUUUUCUUCCGCCAACAAAGAAGAAGCUAUCCAUCCCGGGAGGAAGUAUGGUGACGGAGGGGACCUUGUCUUUCGUGGUUGUCCUGCAUUCUCAAGAUGAAGGCAUGAACAAUGUAUCUCCCUCCAUACAGCUGGGGUGUCCAUGGUAUGAUAUGGUCAAAUCUUCCCGUUCGACAACCUGGGCAAUAAAUUCCUGGCUGACUUAGUGAUAUGUUGGCUUGCACAGGCUAGCAGCUAAGCGCAUGCAUGAUACAGAUGGAUGUAGAUGCAAACUGAGUGUGGUUUGGGGAACAGCGGGGGAAGGGAGGGACGGAGGGAGGAGUCAACAAGGCGUGGACGAGAGAGAGAGAGUGUGUGUGUGUGUGUGUGUGUGUGUGUGUGUGUGAGAGAGAGAGAGAGAGAGAGAGAGAGAGAGAGAGAGAGAGAGAGAGAGAGAGAAGGGUAAAGGGACAUUGCACUGCUCAUGGUAGUUGUAUAUAGAUGGCAUAUUGGCUUAUUGGAUAAUACAGUCACAGGAUGGGUAUGCAGGACGACCGUUCCUUGUUUUAGAGAGGCUGCUGGUGUGAUGGCGUUUUGUGAUUUUCUGAAAUAUUGUUGUUUUCUGAGCAUUAUGAUGAUCUUCUACUCUCUUCUCAUGUCUACAGAAGGACACAUGCAUGACCAUUGGUCUCCCACAACCUUCCAUUUUUGAGCAGUUCUCCCUGUUUCCUCGUGUGUCCUUGCUCCCCCUUUUUUAAUUAUCUGCUUGGCUGAGCAGUGUUGUCACUGACUCUCACAGCCAACUUGAGAUUCAAUAGUCUGCAGCUGGGUGUCAAAAGGCCUUUAUGGCGAAACAGUGUCUACAAUAUCUGAGAACUGAUCAGUUGGACCCCCAAGUUUUUGCGAAACACUGAACGCAAUUCAACGCAUCCUUUUACGGC
Messenger RNA from Chara braunii, 2413 nucleotides. The record is from the annotation of a GenBank genome assembly. NCBI's taxonomy places the organism in Eukaryota, Viridiplantae, Streptophyta, Charophyceae, Charales, Characeae.